Messenger RNA from Paramuricea clavata, 2229 nucleotides. The record is from the annotation of a GenBank genome assembly. NCBI's taxonomy places the organism in Eukaryota, Metazoa, Cnidaria, Anthozoa, Malacalcyonacea, Plexauridae.
AUGGCAGAUGUUAUUCACAAGAAGGAUAAGGGAAGCAGUAUAAUGGUCGUCGUUUCACCUUUGAGAUCCCUUAGGGAAGACCAAGUACGCGCCUUAAAGAAGCUGAAUAUUCCAGCAGUAUGUGUUACGGAUACACAUGAUGAUUGCCUCAUUCAAAAAAUUAUUAAUGGAGAGUUCACUCACAUAUAUGGUUCACCUGAGUGUUUCUUAUCUUCAACAUGGAGAGGUAUUUUAUCAACAAGGAGAUUUAAAGAUUCCCUGGUUUGUGUUGCUGUGGACGAAGCGCACUGUAUCAGCCAAUGGUAGGCAAAUUCUUAAAUUUAUUUAUUUUAUACAUCUAAAGUUAUUCAAUAAAUCAAUCAAUUCUGCCAUUGCUUUCAAUAUAUAUUUUGUUCCAUGUAAUUAUUGCAACAGCUUGAUUUGUAUCAUGGCUAUUACCAUAUACUGAUUUCACCUGUGCACAUAUAUCAGUGUAUGUGAUGCAUCCUAUAAAUAUGCCUGAUUUAUCUUUUAUACUGUAUCCACAUUAACCCAUUGAGUCACAUUGCGCCCUGAUGCACCAUACUUUAGUAUUUUACUCUGUCUAAUGCCAGAGUAUUUUACUCUGUCUAACGCCAGAUGAUUUUACUCGCCAAGGGGAGAGUGCUGGUGCUUAAUGGGUUAACUGGCCUAGCUAUCUGCCCAUGUGUUUAGUUAACCCAUUGAGUUGCAUUGCACUCUGAUGCACCCUACUUUAGUAUUUUACACUGUCUAACGCCAGACGAUUUUACUCGUCAAGGGGAGAGCACUGGUGCUUAAUGGGUUAAAUAAUAAAAUUGUUGGUAUAUUAUGCUGAUAUUAUGUUUUUGUAUUAGGGGAUUGCCUGGUGCUGGAAACAAGAAAGUUCUAUUCAGGCAGUGGUAUGGUAACCUUUGUGAAAUGAGAUCUCUUAUUUCUGAUCAUGUGCAUCAAAUUGUUGUGAUAGCAACUGCCACAAAGCAGACGCGACAUGCCAUAUUUGACGUCUUGAAAUUGAGCAAACAGUGUGUUAUUGUUACAGAAAGCCCAAACAGGUCUAAUAUUUUCUACUGCUUUCAGUAUUUCAAUAAACGUUUACCUUUGGAUCUUCUCUUUGAUGAUAUUAUUAAAGAAAUCCAAAUCAAUGAUGUCACUGCUAAAAGGGUUAUCAUCUAUUGUCAGACAAGGAAGCAGUGUGGGAUUUUGUACAAAAUGUUUGAAGUUUCCCUUGGCAGCAAAUUUUACAAAGGAUCAUCUCCCAAGCCUAAUAGACAUCUUGUUGAGAUGUAUCAUGACGGUACCCCAAGUUCCGUUAAAAAACACAUUUCCAAGAAUUUGUCAAAACCUGAUGGACACAUUAGAGUUUUAAUUGCUACAAUAGCUUUUGGAAUGGGAGUUAAUUGCAAGAAUGUACAAUCUAUCAUACACUUUGGUCCAUCUAAAAGUAUCGAGUGUUAUGUUCAGGAGAGUGGCCGUGCUGGCAGGGAUGGUAGCCGGAGCAAUAGUAUUGUGCUUUACCAUGGAAUGUUGCUAUCCCACUGUAGCCAAGAAAUGAAGGAAUUGGUUUUAGAUGAAUGCAGGAGGAAAGUUUUGAUGAAGGCAUUUGGAUACGACUGCCAAGAAUUACAACCAAAACAUAAUUGUUGUGACAACUGUGUGAAAGUCUGCCAGUGUUUGGAGUGUCCUUCUCAUGUAGGAUUUCAGGUACCAGGUGAUGAAGAUUCAUGUUCAAGGCAUACUGGUAAGAUUAGAUCAGUAACAGAUGCUGACAGAUUGGCAUUGAAAGAUCAAUUAAAACAAUAUCAUGAUGCAAUUCUCAAGGAACAUGCAAGAGUUAUGUCAAAUACUGUUUCCAUCCCAUCUGCUAUAAUUGAGUUUGGCAGCUUACAAAUGAAACAAAUCCUUGAGACAUGCAAUAAAAUUUUUUCUCUUGGUGAUGUGACAAGUCAUGUAGAUGUGUGGAGAAAAUGCCAAGCAAUUGGUAUUCUAAAGGUUAUAAACAAUGUAUUUGGUGAUAUUGGCGAUAUUGACGAAGUUAGUCAAUUAGAACACAUCGAAAUGGAUGAGGAUUGUCCUAGUAUCUGGAACGAGACAGUAGAAGAAUCUUCAUUCUUGUCAUUUGGUGAUUCGCAAGAUUUUGAGGUAAUGGAGUCUGAAUGUACACUUGAAUCAGAGGAAACUGCACAUAAUUCUAGCAGUUUCCUUUUUAAUUUAACAAAUGCAAUCAAGUAA